Miscanthus lutarioriparius is the source of this 1458-nucleotide messenger RNA. The record is from the annotation of a GenBank genome assembly. Lineage: Eukaryota; Viridiplantae; Streptophyta; Magnoliopsida; Poales; Poaceae.
AUGGCACCCAUCUGCUCCCUUCUCUUCCUUCUCCUGGUACUGCCUCGUUCCACUUCCACCGCUGCUCUCUCCAAGUCCAAGCCGCCCGCGCGGUACCGGCACCACAGGCUCCGCGCCACCCCGCUCUCCCCCGACCCCAUCGCACGAGCCGACGCCGCGCAGCCUCUCUUCGCCACCGCCUCAGACGAAGCAUCCAUCUUGGAGCUGGACCCGCACGACACCGGCAACGCCUCCACCGUCCGCCUGCUCGUCGCCCACCGCGAGGCGUUCGCGGCGCCCAACGCCACGGCGGCCGAGCUCCUGGCGCAACGCCUGGCGCGCGACGCCGCGCGCCGAGGCGAUCUCCGUGUCCGUGUCCGUGUGUCCGUGCCCGCGGCGGCCGCGAGGAACGUGACGCGGCGGCGCGCCGCCGGUGCCGGGUUCACGGCGCCCGUGGUGUCGGCCUGGCGCUGGGCAGCGGCGAGUACUUCGCUUCGGUGGGCGUGGGCACGCCGCCGACGCCCGCGCUCCUGGUGCUGGACACCGGCAGCGACGUGGUGUGGCUGCAGUGCGAGCUGUGCCGGCGGUGCUACGCGCAGUCGGGCAGGGUGUUCGACCCGCGGCGGUCCCGGUCGUACGCCGCCGUCCCCUGCGGCGCGCCGCCCUGCUGCGGCCUCGACGCCGGGGCGGCGGCGGCUGCGACCGGCGGCGCGGGACGUGCCUGUACCAGGUCGCCUACGGGGACGGGUCCGUCACGGCGGGGGACCUGGCCACGGAGACGCUGUCGUUCGGGGGCGGGGCGCGCAGGUGCCGCGCGUCGCCGUCGGUUGCGGGCACGACAACGAGGGCCUGUUCGUGGCCUCCGCGGGGCUGCUGGGCCUCGGCCGCGGCCGGCUGUCGCUGCCCACCCAGACGGCGCGCCGCUACGACCGCCGCUUCUCCUACUGCCUGGUGGACCGCACCUCGUCGUCGUCGCUGAACCGCCCGUCGUCCGCGCCCCGCUCGUCCACGCUGACCUUCGGCGCGGGCGCCGUUCCCGGCCGCGCGUCGUUCACCCCGAUGCGCGACCUCCGUCUGGACCCGUCCACCGGGCGCGGCGGCGUGAUCCUGGACUCGGGCACGUCGGUGACGCGGCUGGCGCGGCCCGUGUACGCGGCCGUGCGGGAGGCGUUCCGGGCGGCCGCGGGCGGGCUCCGGCUGGCCCCCGGCGGGUUCUCGCUGUUCGACACGUGCUACGACCUGCGUGGGAGGCGGGUGGUGAAGGUGCCGACGGUGUCGGUGCACCUGGCGAGCGGCGCGGAGGUGGCGCUGCCGCCGGAGAACUACCUGAUCCCCGUGGACACGCGGGGCACGUUCUGCCUGGCGCUGGCUGGCACCGACGGCGGCGUCUCCAUCGUGGGCAACAUCCAGCAGCAGGGUUCCGCGUCGUGUUCGACGGCGACAAGCAGCGCGUCGCCCCUGGUGCCCAAGAGCUGCUAG